Theobroma umbraticum is the source of this 1521-nucleotide messenger RNA. Lineage: Eukaryota; Viridiplantae; Streptophyta; Magnoliopsida; Malvales; Malvaceae. The record is from RefSeq and is a predicted model, not a curated record.
AUGGCAGAAGCAGAUAUCUAUACCAAGGAUGGAACAACUGACUUACGCAACAAACCGGCCAUCAGGAAUAAGACAGGGACAUGGAAAGCAUGUCCGUACAUCCUAGAAAAUGAAUGCUGCGAAAGAUUGGCAUACUACGGGAUUAACACAAACUUGGUUAACUAUCUCAAAUUCCAACUCAACCAGCGAAAUGUUGCAGCUGUUAGUAAUGUCACGAAUUGGUCAGGAACAUGCUAUGUCAUGACGCUAAUUGGAGCAUUUCUAGCUGAUGCCUAUUUGGGAAGAUACUGGACAAUUGCUAGUUUCUCCAUCAUCUAUGUUCUUGGAAUGACGAUGUUGACAAUGUCAGCAUCUAUUCAUGGUCUAAAACCAGCUUGCGAAAACAACCUUUGCCAUCCGACGGGAUUGCAAACUGGAGUGUUCUUUCUAGGACUGUACUUGAUAGCCCUGGGAACCGGAGGGAUUAAACCUUGUGUUUCAUCCUUUGGUGCAGAUCAGUUCGAUGACUCUGCUAAGACAGAAAAGAAAAAGAAGAGCUCUUUCUUCAAAUGGUUCUAUUUUUCAAUCAAUAUUGGUGCCCUUGUUGCUGCUUCCAUCCUUGUCUGGAUACAAACCAAUGAAGGAUGGGCUUGGGGCUUUGGCAUUCCAGCUGUUGCCAUGGCGAUUGCAGUUGCAAGUUUCUUUUCAAGUACUAGGCUGUACAGAAACCAGAAGCCAGGAGGGAGUCCCCUGACCCGCAUCUUCCAGGUUCUAGUUGCUUCCUUCAGGAAAGUUCGGGUAGAAGUACCUGCUGACAAGUCUCUUUUAUGUGAGACUGCGGAUAAGGAAUCUGCUGUCAAAGGAAGCCGAAAGCUUGAUCACACAAAGCAGUUGAGUCAAAUGGGCACAUUAUUCGUCCUGCAAGGCAACACUAUGGACCUUCACAUGGGAGGAUCAUUCGAGAUCCCUUCAGCUUCACUUUCCCUCUUCGACACAAUCAGUGUCAUCUUCUGGGUUCCAGUGUAUGACCGUUUCAUUGUUCCACUCGCGAGAAAGUUCACCGGCCAUGAAAAUGGAUUCACUCAACUUCAACGCAUAGCAAUUGGCCUUGUCAUCUCCAUCUUUGCCAUGUUGGCUGCAGGCACUUUGGAGCUUGUCAGGCUCCGCCAAGUGAAGAAGCACAAUUACUACGAGCUUAGGCACAUGCCGAUGUCAAUAUUUUGGCAGGUUCCCCAGUACUUCAUCAUAGGCUGUGCUGAAGUUUUCACCUUCAUUGGGCAAUUGGAGUUCUUCAAUGAGCAAGCCCCAGAUGCCAUGAGGAGCCUGUGCUCUGCUCUCUCACUUACAACAGCUGCCUUGGGAAACUAUCUGAGCACAUUUCUUGUCAAUAUCGUGACAGAUUUCAGCACCAGGCACGGUAAUCCUAGCUGGAUACCAGACAACUUGAACUAUGGUCAUCUUCACUACUUUUUCAAUUUGGGAGCCUACCUUAUGCUUGCCAGGUCGUACACUUACAAGAAGCCAGUUCUAUCCAUCAACUAA